AUGGCCGGGGCGUCUGUGAAGGUGGCGGUCCGAGUCCGCCCCUUCAAUUCCCGGGAAAUGAGCCGUGACUCCAAGUGCAUCAUCCAAAUGUCUGGAAGUACCACCACUAUUGUCAACCCGAAACAGCCCAAGGAGACACCCAAGAGCUUCAGCUUUGAUUACUCCUACUGGUCACAUACCUCGCCCGAGGACAUCAACUAUGCCUCUCAGAAGCAGGUGUACAGGGACAUCGGGGAAGAGAUGCUACAGCAUGCCUUUGAGGGCUACAAUGUGUGCAUCUUUGCCUAUGGGCAGACAGGAGCUGGCAAGUCCUAUACCAUGAUGGGCAAGCAAGAGAAGGACCAACAAGGCAUCAUCCCACAGCUCUGUGAAGACCUCUUCUCUCGGAUCAACGACACGACCAAUGACAACAUGUCCUACUCAGUGGAGGUCAGCUACAUGGAGAUUUACUGUGAGCGGGUCCGUGACCUCCUGAACCCCAAGAACAAAGGCAACCUUCGUGUGAGGGAGCAUCCUCUGCUGGGGCCCUAUGUGGAAGACCUCUCCAAACUGGCUGUGACCUCCUACAAUGACAUCCAGGACCUCAUGGAUUCAGGGAACAAGGCCAGGACUGUGGCGGCCACAAACAUGAAUGAGACUAGCAGCCGUUCUCAUGCCGUCUUCAACAUCAUCUUCACCCAGAAGCGUCAUGAUGCAGAGACCAACAUUACCACAGAGAAAGUGAGCAAAAUCAGCCUUGUGGACCUGGCUGGCAGUGAACGCGCUGACUCCACUGGAGCCAAGGGCACACGACUCAAGGAGGGAGCCAACAUCAACAAGUCUUUGACCACCCUGGGGAAGGUCAUCUCUGCCCUGGCUGAAAUGGACUCGGGACCCAACAAGAACAAGAAAAAAAAGAAGACGGAUUUCAUCCCUUACCGAGACUCCGUAUUGACCUGGCUUCUCCGGGAAAACCUGGGUGGCAACUCAAGGACAGCCAUGGUGGCAGCCCUCAGCCCAGCAGAUAUCAACUAUGAUGAGACCCUCAGCACACUGAGAUACGCAGACCGGGCCAAACAGAUCCGCUGCAAUGCCAUUAUCAACGAAGACCCUAACAACAAGCUGAUUCGAGAACUGAAGGAUGAAGUGACCAGGCUUCGAGACCUGCUGUACGCCCAAGGUCUUGGCGAUAUCACUGACACCAACACUGUGCCCGGAGGACCCAAAUAUGUGUUCGACCUUGAGAACAGUAACCGUAACUGUGGUGGGGCCGAGCUAAGCCAAGCCCCUAACAAUCUCUCCACAGUGACCAAUGCUCUGGUGGGCAUGAGCCCCUCAUCUUCGCUCUCAGCCCUGUCCAGCCGUGCGGCCUCUGUGUCCAGUCUCCACGAGCGCAUCCUGUUUGCCCCAGGCAGCGAGGAGGCUAUCGAAAGACUGAAGGAAACAGAGAAGAUCAUUGCUGAGCUCAACGAGACCUGGGAGGAGAAGCUGCGGCGGACGGAAGCCAUCCGGAUGGAGAGGGAAGCCUUGCUGGCUGAGAUGGGUGUGGCCAUGAGAGAAGAUGGUGGCACCUUGGGUGUGUUUUCUCCCAAAAAGACACCUCAUCUUGUCAACCUGAAUGAGGACCCAUUGAUGUCUGAGUGCCUCCUCUACUACAUCAAAGACGGGGUCACCAGAGUGGGCAGAGAAGAUGCAGAGAGGCGGCAAGACAUUGUCCUGAGUGGGCAUUUCAUCAAGGAGGAGCACUGCAUCUUCCGGAGCGACUCCCGGGGAGGCGGAGAAGCCGUGGUGACCCUGGAGCCCUGUGAAGGAGCUGACACGUACGUCAAUGGCAAGAAAGUCACUGAGCCCAGCAUCCUGCGGUCAGGAAACCGCAUUAUCAUGGGAAAGAGCCACGUGUUCCGCUUUAACCACCCUGAGCAGGCCCGCCAAGAGCGUGAGCGAACACCCUGUGCAGAGACGCCUGCUGAGCCAGUGGACUGGGCCUUCGCCCAGCGUGAGCUGCUGGAGAAGCAGGGCAUUGACAUGAAGCAGGAGAUGGAGCAGAGGCUUCAGGAGCUGGAAGACCAGUACCGGCGGGAACGCGAAGAGGCCACAUACCUGCUGGAGCAGCAGAGGCUGGAUUAUGAGAGUAAGCUGGAGGCCCUACAGAAGCAGAUGGACUCCAGGUACUACCCAGAGGUGAAUGAGGAGGAGGAAGAGCCAGAGGAUGAAGUCCAGUGGACCGAGCGGGAGUGUGAGCUGGCACUCUGGGCCUUCCGGAAAUGGAAGUGGUACCAGUUCACUUCUCUACGGGACCUGCUGUGGGGCAAUGCCAUCUUCCUGAAGGAGGCCAACGCCAUCAGUGUGGAGCUAAAGAAGAAGGUCCAGUUCCAGUUCGUCCUCCUCACAGAUACCCUCUACUCCCCACUGCCGCCAGACCUACUGCCUCCAGAAGCCGCCAAAGACCGAGAGACACGCCCCUUCCCUCGAACCAUUGUGGCAGUGGAGGUGCAGGAUCAGAAGAACGGGGCCACCCACUACUGGACGCUAGAGAAGCUCAGACAGCGCCUGGACCUGAUGCGGGAGAUGUAUGACAGGGCCGCAGAGGUGCCCUCCAGCGUCGUCGAGGACUGUGACAACGUGGUGACUGGCGGGGACCCCUUCUAUGACCGUUUCCCCUGGUUCCGGCUGGUGGGCAGUUCAGUCAUCUCUGGCUGCAACAGCUACCCUCUUCUCAACACAUGCAUGAGCGAGCGCAUGGCUGCUCUCACCCCCUCCCCCACCUUCUCAAGCCCCGACUCCGACACCACCGAGCCUGCCGAGGAGCAGAGCGUGGGGGAGGAGGAGGAGGAGGAGGAGGAGGAGGAGGAGGACCUGGAGGACGACGUCUUUCCGGAGCACACGCUGUGCGACGGCCGGGACCCGUUUUACGACCGGCCCCCCCUGUUCAGUUUAGUAGGAAGGGCCUUCGUAUACCUGAGCAACCUGCUGUACCCUGUGCCCCUGGUGCACCGCGUGGCCAUCGUCAGCGAGAAGGGAGAGGUGAAAGGCUUCCUCCGUGUGGCGGUGCAGGCUAUCUCAGCUGAUGAAGAGGCUCCGGAUUAUGGCUCCGGUGUCCGUCAGUCAGGGACUGCUAAAAUCUCCUUUGACGACCAGCAUUUUGAAAAGUUCCAGUCUGAGUCCUGCCCUGUGGUAGGGAUGUCCCGCUCAGGGACCUCCCAGGAGGAGCUGCGCAUUGUAGAAGGCCAGGGUCAGGGUGCCGACUCUGGGCCUUCAGCUGAUGAGGUCAACAACAACACCUGCUCAGCUGUGACUCCUGAAGGCCUCCUAGAUAGCCCUGAGAAGACUGCCCUGGAUGGGCCUCUGGACACAGCCCUGGACCACCUCCGUCUGGGCAGCACCUUCACCUUCCGUGUAACAGUCCUGCAGGCAUCCAGUAUCUCUGCCGAAUAUGCCGACAUCUUCUGCCAGUUCAACUUUAUUCACCGCCAUGAUGAGGCUUUCUCCACUGAGCCCCUGAAGAACACUGGCAGGGGACCCCCUCUUGGCUUCUACCAUGUCCAAAAUAUUGCGGUAGAGGUGACCAAGUCCUUCAUCGAGUACAUCAAGAGCCAGCCCAUUGUAUUUGAGGUCUUCGGCCACUACCAGCAGCACCCAUUCCCACCUCUUUGCAAGGAUGUGCUCAGCCCCCUGAGGCCCUCACGUCGCCACUUCCCCCGGGUCAUGCCGCUGUCCAAGCCAGUGCCUGCCACUAAGCUCAGUACGAUGACACGGCCUUCCCCAGGUCCCUGCCACUGCAAGUAUGACCUGCUGGUCUACUUCGAGAUCUGCGAGCUGGAAGCCAAUGGCGAUUACAUCCCCGCUGUGGUAGAUCACCGAGGCGGUAUGCCAUGCAUGGGGACCUUCCUUCUCCACCAGGGCAUUCAGAGACGGAUCACCGUGACACUGUUGCAUGAGACAGGAAGCCACAUCCGCUGGAAGGAAGUUCGAGAGCUGGUUGUGGGUCGCAUCAGAAACACUCCAGAAACCGACGAAUCUCUGAUUGACCCCAACAUCUUGUCCCUCAACAUCCUGUCAUCAGGAUAUGUUCACCCAGCUCAGGACGACCGGACCUUCUACCAGUUUGAAGCAGCCUGGGACAGUUCCAUGCAUAACUCUCUCCUGCUGAAUCGUGUCACCCCUUACCGGGAGAAAAUCUACAUGACCCUCUCUGCCUACAUUGAGAUGGAGAACUGCACCCAGCCAGCUGUCAUCACCAAGGACUUCUGUAUGGUUUUCUACUCUCGUGAUGCCAAGCUGCCGGCCUCACGCUCCAUUCGCAACCUGUUUGGUAGUGGGAGCCUGAGGGCCACAGAAGGCAACCGUGUGACUGGUGUGUACGAGCUCAGCCUUUGCCACGUGGCCGAUGCAGGUAGCCCAGGAAUGCAGCGCCGUCGCCGGCGGGUCCUGGACACAUCAGUAGCCUACGUCCGGGGUGAGGAGAACCUGGCUGGCUGGAGGCCUCGGAGUGACAGCCUGAUCCUGGACCACCAGUGGGAGCUGGAGAAACUGAGCCUGCUGCAGGAGGUGGAGAAGACCCGGCACUACCUGCUCCUACGGGAGAAGCUGGAGACCACCCAGCGGCCUGGCCCGGAGGCACUGUCUCUAGCCUCCAGUGAGGACUCUGAGUCCCGGAGCUCCUCAGGUGCCUCAUCCCCACUGUCAGCCGAGGGUCAGCCAUCCCCUCUGGAGGCCCCCAAUGAGAGGCAGAGGGAACUGGCUGUCAAGUGCUUACGCCUCCUCAUGCACACGUUCAACAGAGAGUACACCCACAGUCACGUCUGUAUCAGUGCCAGCGAGAGCAAGCUGUCUGAGAUGUCUGUCACCCUGAUGCGGGACCCAUCCAUGUCCCCUCUGGGCGCAGCUACGCUCACUCCCUCUUCCACCUGCCCCUCUCUGAUUGAAGGACGCUAUGGUGCCACUGAUGUGAGGACCCCCCAGCCCUGUUCCAGGCCCGCCAGCCCAGAGCCCGAGCUCCUGCCAGAAAUCGAUUCCAAGAAGACUCCCUCUCCAGCUCGGGCAACAGAGGUGGACAAGGAGCCCCAGCGCCUGCUGGUCCCUGACAUCCAAGAGAUCCGAGUCAGCCCAAUUGUCUCCAAGAAGGGGUACUUGCACUUCCUGGAACCACACACGGCUGGCUGGGCCAAACGCUUUGUUGUGGUGCGGCGACCCUAUGCCUACAUGUACAACAGUGACAAGGACUCCGUAGAGAGAUUUGUGCUCAACCUCUCCACUGCCCAGGUGGAGUACAGCGAGGACCAGCAGGCCAUGCUCAAGACACCCAACACAUUUGCCGUGUGCACUGAGCACCGUGGCAUCCUGCUGCAGGCCAACAGUGACAAGGACAUGCACGACUGGCUGUAUGCCUUCAACCCGCUCCUGGCUGGGACCAUUCGGUCCAAGCUCUCCAGAAGGAGAUCUGCGCAGAUGAGGGUCUGA
Molecule: messenger RNA, 5439 nt
Organism: Cricetulus griseus (Chinese hamster)
Lineage: Eukaryota; Metazoa; Chordata; Mammalia; Rodentia; Cricetidae
Source: RefSeq, a predicted model, not a curated record